AUGCCUCCCAAGUUCGACCCCAAUGAGAUUAAGAUUGUCUACCUUCGUUGCGUAGGUGGAGAAGUCGGAGCUACCUCAGCUCUUGCUCCCAAGGUCGGACCUCUUGGUCUCUCUCCUAAGAAAAUUGGAGAAGACAUCGCCAAGGCUACACAAGACUGGAAGGGUCUUAAGGUCACAUGCAAGCUGACCAUCCAAAACCGUCAAGCUAAGAUCGACGUCGUUCCUUCUGCUGCUUCCCUCAUCAUCAAGGAAUUGAAGGAGCCUCCCAGAGACCGCAAGAAGGUCAAAAAUGUGAAGCACAAUGGUGACUUGACCAUCGAUACCAUCAUCAAGAUUGCCCGUAUCAUGCGCCCAAGAUCCAUGGCCAAGAAAUUGGAAGGAACAGUCAAGGAAAUUCUCGGAACUGCCCAAUCCGUCGGAUGCACUAUUGAUGGAGUCCAUCCUCAUGAUGUCAUCGACCAGAUCGCCAAUGGAGAAAUCGAAAUCCCAUCCGAGUGA
This is a messenger RNA of Auanema sp. JU1783, 498 nucleotides long. The record is from the annotation of a GenBank genome assembly. Lineage: Eukaryota; Metazoa; Nematoda; Chromadorea; Rhabditida; Rhabditidae.